AUGGCUUUGAUGAAGGGCAAAUCCUUCUUCACUUCUUUGCUGAUUCUUGUGGCACUUCUUGGUGUUGCCGUCGGAGGAACCGUUCACAAAGUCGGCGACGCAAACGGAUGGACCAUGAUGGGGGUUGGUUACGAGGCUUGGGCUUCUUCAAGAACUUUUCAAGUCGGAGACUCUUUGGUUUUCGAAUACAACAACGAGUUCCACGACGUUACUCAAGUCACUCCCCAUGAUUUCGAGCUGUGCGAUCCGUCUAAACCGCUAGCAAGAUACCAAACCGGCUCUGACACGGUGACUCUAACCAAACCGGGAUUCCAACACUUUAUAUGCGGAGUUCCUGGUCACUGCGACAUAGGACAAAAGCUUGACAUCCUCGUCUUCCCGGCCUCGUUGGGUCCCGUGGCUGCUCCGGUUCCUGGACCGGUCAGUAUCAGAUGUCACCAUCACCUCUUUGAAGCGGUGACUCGAAGUCUUCAGCUUCUUCUUAGCAUUCUUGUUUGGUCUAUUAGUAUUAAGAACUUGUUUUCUUAG
This is a messenger RNA of Thlaspi arvense, 528 nucleotides long. The record is from the annotation of a GenBank genome assembly. NCBI's taxonomy places the organism in Eukaryota, Viridiplantae, Streptophyta, Magnoliopsida, Brassicales, Brassicaceae.